Messenger RNA from Monoraphidium neglectum, 540 nucleotides. RefSeq lists its product as hypothetical. The record is from RefSeq and is a predicted model, not a curated record. The transcript has 2 exons. The coding region runs from base 1 to 540 and encodes 179 amino acids. Lineage: Eukaryota; Viridiplantae; Chlorophyta; Chlorophyceae; Sphaeropleales; Selenastraceae.
AUGGAUCCCGCCGACACGUUUGGGAUUUCUUGGUACCCCGCAGACCCGUCCGUCGCGCCGCCGCCGCCGCCGCUCAAGCCGGGGCCCUCGAGCAACUGCUUCGUCUACGAGACCACACCCCUGGACUACGUGUCCAAGGUAGCGUUCACUUUUGGCAUCACCGUCGAGUCGCUGCUGAACGCCAAUGCCGCCGCAAUCCCCAAGAUGGAUGACUUCCUUGCGGAGGGCACGCUGCUGAAGAUUUGUUCCCCAACAAGGAACGUUGCGACGGCCGCCAAGCCCCCUGCCGCGGCCGCGCCGGCGGACGCGGCGGCGGCCACCCCAGCCGCCAAGCCGGCAGCCCCUGGUGCUGCGGCGGCAGCGGCGCCUCAGGGCGCGGGGAGCGCCUCGGCGUCGACAGAGGGGUGCUCGCCCUAUCUGGGCUGUGUGCCCGACCCGCCUCCGGCCGCGGCCGCGCCUCCUGCCGGGAGCGCGACAGGGUUCCUCGGCAAGCGGCACCUGCGGCUGCAGCGCCUCAGGCGGCUGCUGCUGCUUGCGUGA